Messenger RNA from Procambarus clarkii (red swamp crayfish), 1576 nucleotides. Its product is annotated as surface protein. The record is from RefSeq and is a predicted model, not a curated record. NCBI's taxonomy places the organism in Eukaryota, Metazoa, Arthropoda, Malacostraca, Decapoda, Cambaridae.
AGUUGUUAGUGCCUUUCUCUUCUUCUUGGGGUUGAGGCGCGUGGCGCCGGCAGUUUGGCGGGAAACUUGAGGCGGUACACAGGUGUAUAACCGCCCCGGCCAGCCAUGCUGAGGACACUGUUGUUGGGGCUGUUACUGUGCCUCCCAGCGCCCGUGCUUUGCCGACCCACCGACACGACCAACAUGGAAACCAGGGAGGAGACACAGGCUGUGGACACGACCAACACAGAGACCAGGAAGGAGACACAGGCUGUAGACACGUCCAACACGGAGACCAGGGAGGAGACCAAGGCUGUAGACACGACCAACACGGAGAUCAGGAAGGAGACCAAGGCUGUAGACACGACCAACACGGAGACCAGGGAGGAGACCAAGGCUGUAGACACGACCAACACGGAGAUCAGGAAGGAGACCAAGGCUGUAGACACGACCAACACAGAGACCAGGAAGGAGACACAGGCUGUAGACACGUCCAACACGGAGACCAGGGAGGAGACCAAGGCUGUAGACACGACCAACACGGAGACCAGGGAGGAGACCAAGGCUGUAGACACGACCAACACGGAGACCAGGGAGGAGACCAAGGCUGUAGACACGACCAACACGGAGAUCAGGAAGGAGACACAGGCUGUAGACACGUCCAACACGGAGACCAGGGAGGAGACCAAGGCUGCCAACUCCAUCAGAUCACCCAAGAAGUACCGCUCCAGACGCCAAGCGACAGACAUCCCUAACGAGAACGAUAUUCCGAGCGAGACGCGGAAUAAAUUCGUGCCGCCGACCCCACGCACCAAGGAAGCCAGGGAUCGCUUCUACUUCUCCAAUUAUCGACCGGAAAUCCCGCCUCACGCCUACGUGCUAGUCAAGAACGAGCCGUUCUUUGGCACCGUGGACCACGCCAAGCUCAUCCUAGCGCUGGAGCAGCGGCGGAAACUGCAGAGUCUCCCCUUACAUUUGCUCAAGAGCCUGCGCCCGUUCUUCCCGUUUUUCAGCGCAAACUAAAAUAAUUAUUGUUAGUCUGAUUAACCGUAUCCGGCUGGUCCUCCACGGCGAGUUUUCUCACCAUAUAAAUAUACAAAUUGUUAUAAUAUUUGUGUGCUGGGAAGAAAUGCUAACCAGUGCUGUAAAUAUGAUAUUCUGUGUUAUUGUUUUUUUUUUUAGAUAUAUACAAGAGUUGUUAUAUUCUUGUUCAUUGUUAUAAUUUCUUACUCUAAGACUUCUUCCUCCUUCAUCUUCAAGACAUGUAAAACAGACAUGAAAGUAGUAGAUUAGAGACAUGAAGAACACAGGUCACAAUGACGUGACCUGUGAGGGGUCACUACACUAUCAACAAGACAUGAAGAAUGUUACAGGGGGAAAAGGAAAUUGAGAUCCACUUCUGUCUGACAGCAUAACACAAGCAAAAGGGAUACUCAUGACUUCUCUGUGUCAUGUCAUGACAUAACACGACAUGAUAUGACAUGUUCUCUUCAUUGUCACUUCACUGCGACACCUCAUGAAUCUCAAGCUCAUUAACUGAAUAAACUAUUAAUCGAAAUCCUCACUGAAUAAUUACUGGAACACUACUGAAUCAAUU